Molecule: messenger RNA, 1852 nt
Organism: Anoplophora glabripennis (Asian longhorned beetle)
Lineage: Eukaryota; Metazoa; Arthropoda; Insecta; Coleoptera; Cerambycidae
Product: somatostatin receptor type 5
Exons: 5
Coding region: 581-1753 (390 amino acids)
Biological process (GO): neuropeptide signaling pathway
Cellular component (GO): membrane
Molecular function (GO): neuropeptide receptor activity
Source: RefSeq, a predicted model, not a curated record
AAAAUUUAUUAACAUUUUGAGCACAUUCAAGGAAAAACAUCAAGUGAUCUAGUCUUAUUGUGAUAUUUUAUAAAAUUCAGAAGUUUUGUUCAAAUUUAUUGAUAGUUUUUGUUUCGUUGUUGAAAGCUCGUCAUUACUAAAUCAAAGUCAUAUUAAUUGAACCAUACAAUGCAAUUAUUGUCAUCAUUAUAAAUAAAUAAUGUCUAUUUCUUUGGAUUCAAGUUUAACUUGUAACUAUUCAACCACAUCAGAUUUAAAUUUGUAAAUUCUUACUUACUCAAGAAUUCCUGACUUUCCAAAGUGUUGGUUUUGCUGCUCGCUAUUAAAUAAAAAUAUAGAGUUCACACAUCAAUUCCAUUAUCUGAUUUAUCUUGAUUCCGCUCACAGCAGCUACUGCUGAGAUUUUUGUGUAUAUAUGAUAAAGCGCAAAUAAAAAAUUAUCAGUUUACUUUGUCCCCUUUAUUAAAUUAGACAUCUGUUAAUUCGAUUUUAAUUUUAUUUGAUCAAAUGAUAUGGCUCGCAUAACUCCCAUAAUACCGUUGCUGUGAUUCUUUACCUCCAGGCUUUCGCCAGGUUCGAAAUGGUGAACACUUCUACAGUGCUUGAAAGUUCCCUGAAACUGGUACCAUACAGUAGCCGCUGGUUUUUCUUUUGGCUGAUUUUAAUUAUCUCGAUCGUCACCGUCAUUGGAAAUGUUUUAGCAAUAAAGUCUAUUAUCAAAAGAAAGCAAAAAUGCCUGCAGAAGGUUUGCAUCGUCAGUUUAGCUUUAGCCGACAUGUUUUCAGUAGCUAUGUUUGCCACAAACAAUUUGGAUGCGCUCUCAAGGAAACUCAAGACAUGGAUACUUGGUGAAUUCCUGUGUCAUUUAAUACCUAUGGGGCAAGUUCUUGGUACCACAGCCAGCUCGAUAGCCUUGCUCGCCAUAGCCCUGGAUCGAUACCAAAAUGUGACCAUAGCAAUCGUCAGCCAAAGGUGGAACCCAAAUGUUUGGAAAUGCAUUGGCGUAGCGUCUCUAUUUCUCGUAGUGUGUUCAUUAAUGUCUGCUCCAAUGUACGUAUUUUUCACCCUGAAUCCAAUCAGGAUUGUGUAUACAAGCGGUCCACAGCUGGUUUUUGAAGACGCCUUCCUGUGUGCCGCUAUCGACAAGGACAAGUUGAAGCUAUACUACAUCAUCAUGGCUGUGUUGGUGUUCCUCCCCAUCAUCGUGAUCUUCAUUUGGUUCUACUACCAGAUCGCCGCGAUGAUUUGGCAACACAGGAAACCACUGAUUUCUGCCAAUGCUCCAAAACUGUUCAUCAAGAGGACUAAAACAGUCCAAGUCCAAAGGAAAAUACGAACUUUUAAAGUGAUUAUAGUCCUUAUGGUUGCUUUCACCGCGUGCAGGUUGCCUUAUUGGCUUUUUUUCGUGAUUAGACUCCUGGAAACCAUAAGUGGGUCGACAAUAUGGUACCUCCACUUCUUAUUUAUUUCUCUCAAUAUGUUAAACUGCGCCUUAAACCCUCUGUUGUACGCUUUUCUAAGUCAAACUAUAUAUUUUGUUAGAAAAUGUCACAAUUUCGCUCACAAAGUUGUUUUGUGUUGCUGUUGCUUCAGUGGUAAAGAUAUAGACAUUCAUCAGAACAAUCCGUUUGUUGUAAACUGUGAAAAUAAGAAUGAUGGGGUUGAUAAGUGCAAAAAUCCUAGUAAUUUCAGGAUAAAGUUUCAUCCACCUGUGUAUGAUAGCGUCUUGCCCUUUAAGGAACAGUUAAUAUAACGCAUACGUAAGCAUAUAAUGAAGCUUUAUUGCAUAAUUACUAUAAUAGUUAAUGAAGAACAGGUAAAUUUAUUUGUAAAUCGUUCUUUGAAAUGCAAA